AUGACUCCUGGUACACCCAGACCCUAUACACGAAGUGAAGAAGCUCCUGGUCUAUCGCGAACAUUAGAAGUCGUUUCCAAGCAGGCGACUAAAGUUACCGCAAUAACAACAAAGCUGGAAUGGAAAAUUGAUCAGUUUGAAAAACUAAUGAAACUGUUCAAAAACGGGCAGAAUUUGAUAAGUAAACAAUUCGGAGUUCCUCAAGUUCCCUCAGUCUGCUGGGAGUUACAUGUUUAUCCCAAUGGAAAACGUGAAGAAGAUAGUAAUAACGUUUCUUUCUUCCUCCGACAAGUUGGACUGCAGCGAGGCGAGGAGCCAAUUAUGACCGAGUUCCAAAUAUAUGCUUUGGACGGUAAUGGAGCUAGAGUGAGCGUUUGUCGAGAUACCAAGGAUUUCACUAAUCAACAGGGGAGAGGAAAGUUCCAGGUAGCGCGUGAUAAGAUGAUUGCAGCUCUAAGAUCCGAUGGAUCUCUAAUAUUAUUUUGUGAAGUCGAAUAUUUUCCUCCCGGUUCCAAGAUAUCGGUCGAGUCCGCUGACGACGAGGACUCUUUGUAUGAGGACAGUGAUGAAAAAGCCGAAGUGUUUAUUAGGGGAAAUAAUAAGGAAAUGUGGGAGAAAGAAAUUUUUUCGGAUUGCAGCAUUAAGAUAGGAACGAAACUGAUUAAAGCUCAUCGUUGCGUUCUUGGACAGCAUUCGCCAGUCUUUCGUUCGAUGUUUUUAAACGACUCGAUGCUUGAAGCACAAAAUGGUGUGAUCGAAAUGCCUGAUGCAAAAUAUGAAUCCGUCCGAAUCAUGGUCGAGUUUAUGUACACUGGUUCUUUGGAUGCAUUGGAUAGUUCUAACAUUGUUGAUGAUGUACUAACAGUUGCUGAUAAAUACGAAGUUUUGAUUUUGAAAGAGCAAUGCGAAAGAAUAAUAUCUCAAUCACUAACACUAAAGAAUAUAACCACGGUCGCUAUAUUCGCCGAUACUUUCACUGCGAUGAUACUGAAACAAGCCGUCAUACGGUUUCUGACUAUACAUUUACGUAGUGUGAUAAGAACACCUGAAUGGAGAAACCUACGAAAGGAUAGAAAUGAAUUGGCUACUGAUUUACUAGAAGCUGUACUGUCAUCUGAUGAUUUCAGUGAAGAAAGAGGUAGCUCAAAGCUCCAUCAUGCUCCUGCUAAGAAGCGGUUACGCAGAUCGCAGGUUGGAAAGUAA
Auanema sp. JU1783 is the source of this 1203-nucleotide messenger RNA. The record is from the annotation of a GenBank genome assembly. Lineage: Eukaryota; Metazoa; Nematoda; Chromadorea; Rhabditida; Rhabditidae.